AAGACUAACUUUCACUGUCAGUCAAUAAUUGGUGCUAUGAGGGCAAGAUGAGAUGCGUUGCGAGUUCCUUUCCUGACCAAUUAGGAUAAAAUGUAAGGGGAGAAAACUAUUUUCUCGUUAUUAAGGACGUCCUGCCUUGCACUAAUUAAUCGUGGAUUAGGGAUAUAUUAAUUACUAUAGAAGGAGUACAUUCUUCAUACAACUUGGCUGGAGGGAGGUUGCGUCCGAACAGGUCUUCCAAAGGCUUCACUCUCCUAAAGAUAAAAACUAUGAGUAGAAGCUGAGUGCAUGUCCAUCGCUGGGUUGAAGGUCUGCUUUCAAUGCCGGGACUGAUUCGUUGAGGACUAACAAUAAGUUGUGGAUUAUAUGUCUUAUGAACAUUUUAUGGCCAGAACAGAUUUGAAGUUAGGAAACUUUGGAAGGCGGAGUCAGCUGAGAUAGUAUUUAUCGGUAACCAUGGAAACUUGUCUUAUUUUGACUUCCUUGGUUUAUAUUCUGGUGCUACCUACCGUGUACUGCCAAGUACAAUCGUUCCGUGUCAAACCCAAUGAUACUAUCGUCGUGCAGGGACAAACAAUCAUCUUAAAAUGUGAAGUUGAAAAUCAACAGGGAAGAGUGCAGUGGACCAAAGAUGGAUUUGCAUUGGGUUUUUCACGUGAUGUCCCUGGUUACUCAAGAUACUCGAUGGUAGGCGACGAGUCGCGAGGCGUUUACAACCUAAAGAUUGUGAAUGUUGCCCUCGGUGAUGAUGCGCUGUACGAGUGCCAGGUGGGACCCUCGUCCGGCCAUCCUCCCAUCAAGACCAGGGCGACUCUAUCUGUUGCAGUUCCUCCCGAUGUGCCUGUGAUUAGCGGCCAAUCCAAUGGCUCCAUUAUCGAAGUCUUACCAACGCAACGCACCCUCGAACUCAUCUGUGAAUCACGCAAUGGGAAACCUGCAGCAACUAUUACGUGGCUUCGGAACGGCAAGAAAAUCACGACAGACGAAAUAAAAUACUCAAUUCAGGAUACUCCGAAUAAGCGACAGAACGCCAGGAGUGUCCUGACGAUAAAACCUAAACGGGAAGACAAUGGUGCCACGUAUUCUUGUCAAGCGAUCAAUUUUGCGCUCAGCAAACCGUUGGAGUCGGUCGUCCUGUUGAGCGUUUUACAUCCUCCAAGCCAUCCGGUGAUAACUGGUUACAAGUCAGGUGAUGUCGUCCGAACAGGUGACAGGUUGACCCUGUCCUGUACAUCACGUGGUGGAAACCCACUCGCCACAGUCAUCUGGUACAAAAAUGGCAAGGAGCUGGAUGACGUCUAUGACAAAAAGAUGAUCAAUAUGGCGGUGAAUAAGUUGGAAUUGACGGCACAACAGUCAGAUAAUUUAGCCAAGUAUUCGUGCAUUGCUAAGAAUGUUGUGACGGAGAGUCCUAUGGAGGCAUCAGUUGUCUUGUCUGUGCAGUUCGCCCCAGAGAAAGUCGUAAUCACCGGUGAAACCGGAGCAAAAGCCGGUGAAAGCAUCACGCUCACAUGCGAGACAACUAACAGCAAUCCUGCAUCCACCAUAAAGUGGUUUGCGAAAGGCCGCCAGCUAGGUGGUGACUCGUCAAGUAUCAUCCCGUCGCCAGAUGGUGGAUUCAUCACACGGUCGCAAGUCACGGUAAAGCUGUCGGACUCGGAGAACAAGGUGAUAUAUACGUGUCAGGCAACGAGCAGUGGGCAGACCAUGGCGGUGGCUGAUAGCGUCACGUUGGAGGUACAAUAUCCUCCUGAAAAACCUGUCAUAUCCGGCUACAAGAUUGGGACACCAAUCAACGAGGGCAACAUCCAGCGCCUCACGUGCGUGUCAGUUGGCGGCAAUCCGCACGCCACCCUAACGUGGUGGAAGGGCAACACGGAGCUGCAGUCAAAGAACACAAUUGUGGGAAAUAUCGCGAGCAGCGAAUUGUCGAUAAAGGCAGUGUCUUCGGACAAUAUGGCGGAGUAUCGAUGCAACGCGACGAAUCCUGCAACCAGUGAACCUUUGAUCAGUACAGUUGUGUUGACGGUUUACUUCCCACCAAAGUCCCUUACAGUCACCACCGAACCCACUGUUGGCAAAGCCGGGAAACAGAUGAAGAUUAUCUGUGAGACUGAGAGUUCAAAUCCGCCAGCACAAAUCACGUGGUGGAAAGAUGGCCGAGAAUUAGUCGGGCGGGGGAAAAAUAUCGGCAUCAUCGACGGUGCGUAUGGUGGGAAAAGAACGAGGAAUUCGCUGACAUUGAGGGUGGAUGAAGAUGACCAUGAUAGUGAGGUCUCUUGUGAGGCCUUGAACGAUGAGUUGGAAAUGUCCACCAACAGAAGGGUUCUGAUAAGUGUGUUGUUUGCGCCAAAAUUCCCGAAAGACACUGCCAAGAAAGUGAGCAUCCAGGAAGGCAUGAACUACAUCCUCAAUUUGACAGCAAAGGCAAACCCUAAGAACACCUCAUACACCUGGUACAAAGAUGGCGUCAAGCUCGUCACGUCAUCAUUAUGGCCGAAUAUCGUACCGAUCGGCCCCAUUUUGAAUAUGACGAGUAUUCGGCGGUCGAACGGCGGGAAAUAUCUUUGCAUGGCGCUAAAUGACGAAGGGAGUGGUAAUAUUACCAUCAACGUGGAUGUACAAUUCCCCGCCGAAAUCUCCCGCCUCACUACUCCGGUCUACGUCGACCAGGGACAGACGGCUGCAAUCGACUGUGAGGCAGAAGCGAACCCGAUCACGGACGACAUCAUCACGUGGAGUCGCCCUGGAUACAACAUGAACAAGACGCUAACGAAUACGAUCGGUGGCGCGUCGAAACUUAUUGUGUAUAAUUCGUCGAAGAAAGACAGUGGGAAGUUUCGUUGUACGGCAAAUAACGGGAUCGGAGACUCGUCUUCUUUCGAUGCGGAGUUAGUCGUCAAAUAUCCACCAGAGAUUGACAAGUCUGAACGCCACAUAAAGUUUGCCGCAGCGAAAGGAACAAGAGGAGAGUUGAUUUGUCGAGCAGAGGGUGCUCCUGUUGUCACGUUCUUUUGGACGAGGAAUGGUGAAGAUAUUAUACCACGUUAUGGUUCAAGAUAUGAAUUGGAGGGUAAAGAAAUCGACUGGACACAUCACUUAGGUUACCUGUACAUUUCCAAUGUGACUGACUAUGACUAUGGCAUGUACCAUUGUCGGGCCGUAAAUAGCUUAGGAAAGGAUACAGUAGCCAUUAGCUUUGAGACGACAACGCGACCAGAUCCCCCAGAAGAUCUGCGCCACGUGAAUUCAACCCACGAUUCCAUCACAGUGAUGUGGACAUCGGGAUUCAAUGGUGGGCUGUAUCAGUGGUUCAGGAUCAAGUAUGAGGAGACACGCUCUAUGGAUCCACCGCUCCUUAUCAACGUCAAUCCGCCAAGCGCGAACAUGUUUACUGUGCCAGGUCUCAAAUUUGCCACAGAGUACACCCUGUAUGUGCAGGCCAUCAACAAAUUAGGUGAUAGCAGGUUCAGCCAAUCUGCAAAAUGUUCUACUUCAAGUAUUCCUCCAAAAGAUGAGCAAAUCGCUCAAGGGGACGAGGUCCCCCUGUUAAUCAUCGUUGCCGUGUGUGCCGUGGCGAUGGUGGUGCUAGGACUUAACGUCUGUUUAAUAUUAUACCUGAUCAGGAGGCGGAAACGUAAGAUGCAGAAGGGGACACCCCCUCAAAAAGAAGCUGAGCAUGAUAGCCAGUCGAAUACUAUAGAGAUGUAUGCACCCCCUGGCAGCGGGAAUGUGUACCCUAAUCCUCUACCGGAGGACACAAAAACUUAUAGCAGUUACGAUCGAAGUUUAGACGAUUUUAACGACGAUUUGUACAAAAGUUAUCAUGAUGAUGAGUCGGACGACACAAUAGUCUGGUUUCCCCGACCAGAUUUCAGUAAGUCCACCUGCUUUCGAAAAUAUGGUGGUCCGCUAGUCGUUCCUGAUGAAACUUAUCCUCUAAAAGGUGGCGGUCCGUAUAGUCCUGCGAGGUCGGAUAUUUCUAGUACCGGCACCGAUAGUCCUCACGCGUCGUUAAUUAAUUCUAAGAGUAAAAAGACUUAUAUUGACGAUUCUAUAGUUGCUAGUAAUAAAGUGUAUAAUAAAGCAGGAUCGCUACCUAGGAAUCAUCAUACGAACGGGCCGAUAGAAAAUGAUUAUCAUGAUACUGUCUCAAAAACACGGUCGCUAAAGCGUGAUCGCGAAGAUGCAAAUAGGAACUUUUCAACUUUCCAGAACCACACGGGCCAGAACCACCAGAAUCACAUCAAUCGGACGAAAACUCCGCCACCUCCCCCAGUCCGCUCAACCUCGCACCCAAGGGGCCCGCAUCCGGCACCACCACCAUAUGCGAACGAGGCUCAGUCAUCACAGCGCCACCUGACGCCACAAUCUGGUACUUACAGUCGUCACCAUGAAUAUCUCUGCUGAUUACACGCUAUCGUAGGAAUGUAAAUAAUGGCUCUGUGCCCCCGCCACCACGAGAAAUCAUGGCACCAAGUCAACUAGGACGGCCUCAGAUCUACCAGAUGCAAGGUGCGCUUGUCUAAUUCAUGUGAUGGACGCAAGGGAGUGUAUGGAAUUAUCGCACAUCACACAACGAGAUUCGAAUUAUCGGGAGAAAUUCUUAGCAGAUUUUAGACAACUGACUUCCACACCAUUACUGUCCUCGGUUGAAAUUAGGUUUAUCUGUGAAGAAAUCAACAAGGUGGUUCAUCAAAGGUAUGUGGCGCUAACACUGAAAAUGCUUCUAAUAUCAACCCAAAGAUGAUUGAUUUAUCGUGAGAAGAAAUUGAAAACUGUGUAGUUCCAGAACUAACUGAUUUCGAACUUCAGUGGUACCGAUCUGGCAAAAAUGUUCCUAGGUGAGGGAGUACUCGAUACCCCAUUGAGUUAAUUUCAUCGACAUUGUUUUCAAAUUUCAAAUUGGAAUCAAAGUAAAAAUUUUAGGCAUUGAAAUCAUGAUCAAACUUUGUCAUAAUUUUCAGAGGACAGGUUUUUCUUCUCGGCAAUCUCACUCAGUUCUUAGGGUUAAUACUAGAUGGGACUAAUGUGCAAGUACAAAUUCAUGAAAAUCGACAUGGAAGGAUUUACCCACCGCCAUCUGGAUCAGACCGUGAUAUUUUUGAGGCUGAUGGUUAUUUUUAUAUCGAGAUUACGAAUUAUUUUCAAACUCAAGUUCAAUCUUCGAAGAUUAUCAAUAUGUGCAUGUGUGUGUUCUUGUCUCUAAUGGCUUUGUGUUAACACAGACUAAUUAAGCCAAAUUGGACUAAUUUGUUUAUCAAAUAUGACUCGAUAUUAUGCAGAUAAUUUUGUGUCAAACGUUGACAUUUGUAUCUUUUUAUAUGAAAAUGUAAAUGUACUAUGUAGUCAAUGAGUGGCUGUUUGGUCGCUAGGUAUUUUGCAUGUUGCUACGGCAAUGAUGUUACCAUCGAUACUAAUCACUCAGCUUGAUUGUUAUGUGUUACAGCAUUGAAAAUGUUGCUUUGCGAUCAAUGCUAUGAUGAUAAUGAUGAUAUGAUGAUAUAACUUUUGUUCCCUUGAUGUUUUAUAGUGGAUCGAGGGUAUCAGGAAUUUGUAGGAGAUGUUCUGCCUAAAUGGCCGUAUUGAUUGAAAUUCAUACAUAUAACUGAUUUACUCAUAUGUUUGCAUAUUUUUUUGGAAGUUUUUUUCCAGAGUGGAAAUUCUCCUAAUUCAUAUUAUGUUCCCUUGCUGAGAUCAGGGCAAGAAGCCAGAGUCACAUGAUUCUUUGAUUUAACAAAGGUCUCCACUCGCUUUGAUCAUACUUGCUCGUUCAUGCAUACUCGCUCCAGUAGAGUGAUGAGAAAAUUAAUCUUCGGACUGAACCUCAUCAUCUUCUGUAGUAAAAGGCUUUUUAAUGCUAUGUUGUGUUGCCUGACAACAGUAGUCAUGGGGAGCAUUUACCAUUGUUGCUAUGGCUUUCUUAGCAACUGAUGCUAUGGACACCUUGCUACUGUUGCUAUGGUACUUUCGUUGUGAUUUUGAUUUUAUUCAAAGGAAUGUGUGUGUAUAAUAUACAGUAGAACCUGGCUAGUAAGGACACCCUCGGGACUGACUUGGUGUCCUUAAUAGAGAGGUGUCCUGAUUAGAGAGGUCAAAUAGGAUGGAAACAACCAAUUCGUGACCAAAACUAGUGUCCUUAAUAGAGAGGUGUCGGCUAAGAGAGGUUCUACUGUAUUUAUAAUAAUAAUUUGAAUAUUUGAACUGAAUUUGCUAGUUGCCUGAGGGCUAAAAAUCAUGUCGAAGGGCUGAUUUCCAUAGAUUCUGUUGAUAAAGCCUUAGCUCUUAAAGAGGCCACCUACUGAAGAGAUUGCAUACUAAUUGUAGGUGCUCUGUAGAAUAGACUGACUUUCUUAUGAUGGCAUUUAUGAUUCAAUGCAAUUAUAUUUUGCACACCUUAAAAAGAUGCAUGUCUCAAAUGUUUACGUUUCGUUGCUCGAGGGCUUAUCAGGUUGACAUUGAUCAUUUAAAAUACAAGUGUAUUGAAAACACUUCCAUCAUAACCACUAGAAAAGUAGACCCUGUACAUUUUUAGACUUGGGAAUUGUAAGUUUUCUGUUAAAGGCCUGCACACUUUUUCCAAGACUCAUAAAAAUGUUACGUCAACAAAUAGUGUCACCUUUAAUGAAUUACCAUCUCUUUGCUUCCUUUAUGUGUUAAAAAGGUAGUUAUAAUGAUACGUGUGUCGAAAAAUGUUCAAUAACUGUUGGAUGUUAAGCCAUUAUUGCACUUCCAGCACUAAAACAAGUGAUUUUAUCAAUGCGUAUUGCAGUCACAGUUACAGUGUAGUUCAAUUAUGAAAGUAAAAAUUUAAAGGGAAUCUACAGGCAGCAGCUUAGUGGGCAAGAAUAAGCUACAUGAAAGUGCCAAUAGGGGUCUCUCCUAUUUCACAGUAUUUCGAAACCAUUUACAGUGGGAAAAUGCCACAGUUGGAGCUUCUGUGAAAUUUUGAAUGCAAAUUACCAUAAUACAAUGUCAGCAAUGACAAAAUGAUGUUAAUCUGUUGACAUAACCAGAACUAGAACUAUUGACAUAACCAGAACUAUUGAAAAGCUCGUUCACUUUUGAGUAAUUUUGUCCAUUACAUUGUGUGGAUCAUUUAACUGCAUUUAUCCUGCACCCGGGGCGUCUUGAGCAUUUUAACUAGAAAUGGCAGCUUUCCAGGCAUCAAUGUUGGCUGUAUGUCUUUACGUUCGUUGUUUUCCAGACACAAAGACAGUAAAAGAAUAGGUAUAAAAAACAACUGCUUUUUGCUACUGGCCGCUCGCUAUACAUGUAUCUCGGAUAUCUCCUAGCUGUUAAGGUAACCAAUCAAAAUUCGAGAGAUAAUCUCCAAAUUGUGCAAUUUUGUAUAAUCUACAUCACGUUAUGUAUUCACAUAUUUAUUUUGUACAAAAGAAUAGUAUUAGCUUAGAGUUGUGGUGUUUGUAAGAAGUGCAUCUAGUUCUUUGUAGUUUUCAAGUUGACAUAUAGAUGUCGUGGUAUUUUUUACAAGCGCUGCGAAAGAAUUCUAGAGUUCAAAAUCUAGACUAAAGGCAGUUUAAUAGAGUGUCUUCAUUUAAUGCAAUGUAUACUCUGUGCUCUUUUUGGCAUGUUCACGUUCAAAAGUCUCAGAGUUUCCAUAAAUAGAGGGCACCACUAGGAUGAUAAAAGUCUGGAGCUACAUUUCCCAAACCCUGCCACUUGGCAACCCCGCAAAUUGCUUGUCUACAUCCUAUUGUUCACUGGCCACCAGGCAAAAGAUUUGUGCGGUUACAAAGUCGAGAGGGUUUCAAAGUUACAGCCCUUGAAUCAUCAACAUUUUCACUUUUAUAUAGUCAUUUUCAAGGAGAAGUUCGAAGAAUUGUGGAACCUCCCUUAGCGGACACCUCUCCAUUAAGGACACUAGGUUUGAUCCCCAAUUGGUUGUUUCCAUUCAAUUUGACCUCCCUAAUCAGGAAACGUGGCAUCUGAAUAUUGUUUCGAAGGUGAAUCUUAGUUAAUACGGACAUGGAUAGUCACAUUACAUAUAUCGAAUAUUUUACUUAAUUUUCAUUGCACUGAGGUAAGUUACUGUAUAUUUUGGUUGUUGGCUACUAGAAAAGGGAUCAAGAAGGGUAUUUAACUAAUCUCUCCAAUAUCGAUUAGUCUUUUGUUUAAUUCUCAAAGCAACAUGUCUGAUUGAUUUCAUCUUUUGUUUAAUUCUUAAGGCAACAUGCCUUCUUGGUGCUAACAAUCAGAACUAUGUCAGUUGAAAUGUUGUGGAUGCCAGUAUUGCUUUAGGCCUAUGUAAAUCAGUGAAAGGAAAGCUUAUCAACUUUCGGUAUUUCUGACAAGCUUGGAGUGUACAUUCAGUAGACUUGGGCGUCACAUCCAGAGUCUCAUCAAGGAUCAUGAUCGUUGAUGGUUACAUAAGAGUUGUUGCUGUACCUCAAAUUGUAUUGAGAUGGGGACCACCACAACCUUUCCAGAAUAUGGGACAGCGUCUUUGAGUCACAUGGUUGCCGUUAGGUCGCUAAUGCCAGCGAUGAAGCUUCCGGUUGGGAGUAAAAGCUUCGAGUAGGUUUCUCCUCCUUAGACCCCUUUUGUGGUGACUAAACAAAACUGAUUGAUUGGAGUAGGAAGGAGACUUCAGUAGGGUAUGUGUUCAUGACAUGUCAUUGAUAAGUCUUACAUAUGUCUGAAUCAGUAUUUAAACCAUAACAUGUACAAUGUACCUCUGUCUCAAAGCGUUGAGCAACGCGCAAAUGAGCAUGUUUAUUCACUGGGGCCUGCGAUGAUCCGAUAACAACAUGACAAAUGUGGUAAGAAUUGCAUCUGCCAAUUGGUUAAAUUGCAAUCACUUGUCAUAGCUCUGUCACAGGUUGUAGCAACUAAAAUUGUUUGUUUGCGUGGCGGUUCAGGCUAAAAACACGGGCGUUAUAUCUAACUGAACAUGCUGGAUAAAGUCAGCAAGAUUACUAGAAUUCUUCCUAAGUAUUCUUCAAGAAGAAGACCACUACAUGUUAUUCACUUCAUUGUAACAGCUUAAGUGCAUGGAUAAUUAGACAAUACCUGCACACAGGGUAGAGGGUUGGGGUGGAUAAAAUGUGUGCUUGAUUAUUCUGCAGCAAUUUGUGGAAUAAUCAGUAAUAUUUUGUCCAUUUAUCAAUUCAUGACUGAUUUCCUCAUAUGCUUGUAUAAUGUUGACAUCUUUUGGUGGCAUGACAUCUUUUGGUGGCAAGUCCAAUGCCAGACAGCAGUGCAAACACCAACGCACAUCCUACAGGACUGUCCCCUGUACCAGGAUUUACGAGAUAGAUUCUGGCCUAAAGACACGAAGGUCGAAGAAAAGCUGUGGGGAACACAGCCGGACCUUUGGGCGACAAGCCGCUUCAUCUCCGCCACAGGACUGAGGUUAUAGUUUUACUUAGGCAGGUUGAACGCUGAAGAAGAAGAAGGUGGUGAGCCUCAUGUUGAAAAGAUUUUGUAAUAUAAAUGUACAUGUACAUUAUAGCUUAACCUGUGCAUGCAAGUGUUGGAUUUAGGUAGAGUUGACUGCCUUAUUACAUGUAUUUCAUACAUCAUGUGUAAAGGUUUUCCAAGUCAACUUGGGGUGGUGUCACCAAUUGUAAUAUAAACCCCAAAGUUAAAAUAUUUAGUGUAUCUUUCCUCAUCUGAAACAUGUUAGUUUUAACUGUGUGUUACUGUUGAGAUUAGUAAUCAUGGAAGAGUACAGUUCUGUCCAAAAGAAAGAUGCUGAACCAUGCAGCACCUGCUACAUGCAGUCAUGUUAAUGUAUUAAAGCUUCAAGACCUAGAAUCAAAAUCUUGACCCUGAAUGUAUUGACAUUGCUCAGCUUCCAGACAGCGCGCAUCAAGGACCUUGAUGAAAAGUACAGCAUGCAUUUACAUGCAAUCUAUUUCCAAAUGAAGUUAGCGUGAUGUCACUGACCAUCGCUGUUGCUCGUGCAGCGGUCUGAUAUCUUGACAUGUGUAGCAUGCCCCCCCCAUGAGCACCCCUGGUGGAUCUGUCCCAAACAAUACACAAACUGCUGUAGGCCCUAUUGAGUGACGCGGCAUCCUCCUCCUCCCCAUUGAGUCCUUAGAACCAGGAUUUUGUACACAAAACUAAAUACAGUGAUUAUUAAUGCAUGUUUCUAAUAUUGUGUAGACGUUAAUAAACUGGUUGAGCAUAGGCCUAUCACAUGUAAAAAAGGCCGUUUGAACACCCCUCUAUCGACUUAUGCAAGUAUCAAUUCGUGUCUUGUACCCCCCCUCCUCAAGGGUACGACACCUUAUCACCCUAUAACGACAUCUUAAGGCUCAAGCAUCACCCUUUUUUCACCAAUGCUACUUUUUCUUUCGUCAAGACAUCACCAUCAACAAUAUAUCAGUAUCACCGUCAUAUAAAGUAACCGAACUUAUUUUACUGGGUAAGGCUGUAUGUUCGACAAGACAUCGACACAUUAGCAUCCUUCGCCAAAUUUUCACUAAAGGAAAAAUAAAUACUACUCAAGCAUCGGCAAAGAUUAGUGGUGAUAGCUUAACUACCCUUGAGGAGGGGGGGGGGGGG
Messenger RNA from Lineus longissimus, 10533 nucleotides. RefSeq names its product nephrin-like. The record is from RefSeq and is a predicted model, not a curated record. Gene Ontology annotation, molecular function: cell adhesion molecule binding. Gene Ontology annotation, biological process: cell-cell adhesion. Lineage: Eukaryota; Metazoa; Nemertea; Pilidiophora; Heteronemertea; Lineidae. The coding region runs from base 457 to 4410 and encodes 1317 amino acids. The transcript is spliced from 26 exons. Gene Ontology annotation, cellular component: plasma membrane; cell-cell junction.